AUGGCAAACUCAGCAGAAGACGAAGACCGCAGCCUGGAAAGCCAAGAACAGGAGCCUACCAAAAAGCCAGGACCUGUCCGUUUCGCCGUGAUAAUCUCCUCCCUAAUAGUAGGUAACUUCCUCUAUGCCCUCGACAACACUAUCGUCGCCGACAUCCAGCCCCACAUUGUCCAGCAAUUCAAGUCCAUCGACCAACUCAGUUGGAUUCCAAACGCAUAUGUCCUGACUGGAACGGCAUUUGUACUACUCUGGUCGAAGCUCUACACGCUCGUAAGCCAGAAAUGGCUUUUCGUCUUGACUGUGCUUUGCUUUGAGCUAGGCUCUGCCCUGUGCGGUGCUGCAACUAGCAUGGACAUGUUGAUCAUUGGGAGGGCAAUUGCUGGAGCAGGUGGAACGGGUAUCUAUUUCGGUGUGAUGGCCCUAAUUACCUCCAUGACCUCCUUGAAUGAAAGGCCCAUGUAUUUCGCCUUGACAGGGUGGUCAUGGGGUGCAGGAACCGUCCUCGGCCCCAUCAUCGGCGGUGGCUUCGCCGCGAGUUCUGCAACUUGGAGAUGGGCCUUUUACAUCAACCUGGUCAUUGGCGCGGUGGUGAUGCCAGCUUACAUCUUUCUCAUUCAAGACCCCGAAAUACCACACCGCAGACCUUAUCUGACACUCUUUUGGAGCAUCGACUGGCUAGGUUGGGCUCUCCAGAGCGGCGCCCUAACAACAUUUCUCAUGGGAAUUACGCUUGGAGGUGUGUCGUACCCUUGGGAUCACGGCAGGGUCAUCACUCUCUUUGCGCUAGCUUUUAUGUUCUCCUGUUCAUUCUGCAUUGUGCAAUGGCUCUCCCUAUGCACCUCGCCCAACAACCGCAUUUUUCCAGUCGCGUACCUGAGAUCCGCUAGGCAGGUCAUCUUGUUCCUGCUUACUGCCUGCGCCUCGGCCGGCGUCUUCAUUCCCAUCUACUACCUGCCCCUAUUCUUCCAGCUGACACGGGGUGACAGCGCCAUCAUGGCUGGCGUGCGACUCCUGCCACUAGUUAUACUCCUGGUAGCAAGUUGUCUACUUAGCGGCUACACGCUCUCGAAGUUCCCUCGUAUCCCAGCGUCCAUAUAUUACCUAACAGGGGCAGCCCUGGUUCUUAUAGGCGGCACCCUUCUCACUACAGUUAAUAAUCCCAGCGGCACGACUAGGAUCUACAUCUACUCUAUUCUCAUCGGCUUCGGCACCGGCCUUUACCAGCAGCUCUCCUUCUCCGUCUCACAACGCCUUGCCGGCGCGGCACCCGACACCCAGGCACAGAGCGUCGGUUUCAUUAUGCUAGCGCAGGAGAUGGGCGCCCUAGUCGCACUGGGGAUCAGCUACAUGGUGUUACUAAACAGGUCCCUUCGGGGUCUGGGGGCUGCGUUGCCUCGCUUAGGGCUGGAGGACAUCAAGGCUAUUAUCUCGGGAGACGGAUUGGCGGGUCUGUCCCGGGGAGAUCGCGAACUCGCUAUCGCGGUUAUUAUCGAUGUCAUAGGGAGCAUAUAUAAUCUCAUUAUUGCCGCUGGUGGGGUGGGUCUAUUGUCAGCAUUGUCACAUUGGUGGCUUAAUUCUCGUCGCUCUCAGUAA
This is a messenger RNA of Pseudogymnoascus verrucosus, 1593 nucleotides long. RefSeq lists its product as uncharacterized. Gene Ontology annotation, molecular function: transmembrane transporter activity. Gene Ontology annotation, biological process: transmembrane transport. The transcript has 9 exons. The coding region runs from base 1 to 1593 and encodes 530 amino acids. The record is from RefSeq and is a predicted model, not a curated record. NCBI's taxonomy places the organism in Eukaryota, Fungi, Ascomycota, Leotiomycetes, Thelebolales, Thelebolaceae.